AUGGACCCCUGCGUCUGUUCCGUUCCUUUGGCCCCUAAACGGACCCUAACAUAUGGGGGCUCGUCCCAAGGGUGUCCAGGAACCACAGACGGAGAGCAAGAGACCUACGCCGAGCAGGUUCGAGUCCUUUCGCAGUGUCCUGAGUUCGAGUCUCAGCUCGACACUGCGAUAAACGGGGUGUUGGACACGGGAAGAGGCGCCCUUCCCUCCCCAACGCAUACCCCACAAAAUCCUGCAGGAAUGGGUAAUUCUCAAAGCCAGCCUAUUGACCUGGUCCUCCACCAUUUCGGGGAUUUUAAAGAUAGGGCAGCAAGCAUAGGCUUAGAAGUGAAGAAAGGGAAACUCCAAACCUUUGUUAAUGCGGAGUGGCCCACAUUUGGAGUAGGCUGGCCCAUUGGGGGUACAUGGGAUAAGGCCAUAAUCUCAGCCGUGAGGGCAAGAAUCCUCCUCCCCGGAAAGGAAGGGCACCCUGACCAAAUGCCGUACAUCCUCACAUGGCAAUCCCUAGCCCAAGAUCCCCCGCCUUGGCUCCAGCCCUACACGGACCUGGUUCAGGCCUUGGCACUCACCCUAGACCAACGAGCCGCCGCCACCUCUGGAGGCAAACAGCCGGACCCCUCGGCACCCCCUGUCCUCCCAGCCCCUGAAGAACCUCUGUUGGAUCUUCCCCUACCACCUCCCUAUAAUCCACCGGCCCCCUUUUUACCCCAUCCCCCAGGGGAAGCCCAAGCACUACCCCUGGGACCAACCUCUCCCCCCCCAGCCCACCGGACAAGGGGGCGCACCCCCCCGCAGGAGGGAGCCGCCCAACCAUCCUCCACGGUGGCCCUCCCUGUCCGGGCAGUGGGGCCCAUGGUCCCGGGAGGACCAUUAAUGCACCAAUACUGGCCCUUCACCUCCUCUGACUUAUAUAAUUGGAAACAUCAGAACCCCCCUUUCUCGGAACACCCUCAGAAACUUAUAGACCUCUUGGAGUCCGUCUUCUUAACCCACAGCCCCACCUGGGAUGACUGUCAGCAGCUCCUUCGCACCCUUUUUACCGGCGAGGAGCGCGACAGAAUCCUAGUAGAGGGGCGUAAGCUGAUUUUGGGAGACGACGGCCGCCCCACCACUGACAACGCGCGGCUUGAGGCCGCCUUCCCCUCUAACCGGCCUGACUGGGACUUCUCCACGGAACAAGGUAGGGAGCGUCUUCAGUCCUAUCGCCAGAAUCUCCUAGCGGGCCUCCGUGCAGCAGCACGAAAGCCUACUAAUCUGACCAAAAUUGGGGCAGUUAGACAAGGGCCAGAGGAGACCCCGGCAGCCUUUCUAGAACGCUUGCAGAACGCCUUCCGGAUCUACUCCCCCAUGGAUCCCGCCGCCCCCAGCAAUCAAACCGCCAUUUUGCUUGCCUUCGUUAACCAGUCUGCUCCGGACAUCCGAAAAAAGCUGCAAAGGGUGGAUGCCUUCACAGCACAAUCCCUGGAGGAGCUCUUGAAGGUGGCAGAAAAGGUCUAUAACUCUAGGGAAUCCCCCGAAGAGAGGGCAGAACGGCUCAGGCAGGAAGAUUUACUUAGGCAAGACCAGAAACUCUCUGAGCAACGCUCCAGAGAAGACCGAGCACAUAGACAAAUGCUUAGGGCCCAACAAGAUGCCACCCGCAUAUUGGCAGCAGUCCUUCAGCCCCCACCAACCCGGGCAAACACCACCUCAGGGAAAUCUUGCUAUUUCUGUGGGAGGCCAGGUCACUGGCAACGUGAGUGCCCUCAGAAAGUCUCCGGCACCAGGGGACGGCAGAGAAGGCCCCCACCCACGAACAACCGAUCUGUCCCCGAGCCCUGGGUAACUGCUCGUAUUGAGGGGACUGCCGUCCCCCUCCUAGUAGACACGGGGGCAGAACACUCAGUUCUCAAACAGACCUUCAGGGACUUAACCUCCAAGUACUCCGUGGUUCAGGGGGUAGCCGGCUCUCGCCCCUACCCCUGGACCACGGAACGGACCGUGGACCUUGGUUCCCACACCGUCUCCCAUUCCUUUCUGGUCGUCCCUGAUAGCCCCGCACCCCUUCUAGGCCGGGACCUCCUACACAAACUCGGCGCCUGUAUACACUUCCACCAGGACUCAGUAUCAGUCACAGAUGCCGAAGGGACUCCCCUCACUAUCCUUACAAUGGCCCUCCAAGAUGAGCACCGCCUUUUCUCUGCCCCUACCUCGAAAGACAUUCCUCCACACAUCAGACCCUGGGUAGAGGCCUACCCAGGAGUGUGGGCAGAGGUUUCCGGUGUGGGGCUAGCAAUCCACCACGCCCCGGUAGUAAUCCCCUUGAAGGCCGGGUCUGCACCAGUACGGGUUAAGCAGUAUCCCAUGCCGCUAGCAGCACGACAGGGCAUCCAACCACAUAUUGAAAGACUUAUGAAAACCGGGAUACUUAUUCCCUGCAAGUCCCUAUGGAAUACCCCUCUCCUGCCAGUCAGGAAACCUGGAUCCGGGGACUAUCGCCCAGUCCAGGACCUUCGAGAGGUCAACCAACGAGUGGAAGACAUCCACCCGACUGUCCCCAACCCCUACACCCUACUCAGCAACCUACACCCCUCACUCGCCUGGUAUACCACUCUGGACUUGAAGGAUGCCUUUUUCACACUGCCCCUGGCCCCUGUAAGCCAACCCAUUUUUGCCUUUGAGUGGCGCUCACCAACCUCCCAGGUCGUCUCACAGCUGACCUGGACCAGGCUCCCCCAGGGACUGAAACUCAGCCCAACACUCUUCAGCGACGCACUAGCGCGCGAUCUGGAAGAAUUCCGCUCCAGCCAUCCGGACGUGACCCUCCUGCAGUACGUGGAUGAUCUCCUCAUUGCAUCACCAUCCGAAGAGCAAUGUAAAGAAGCCACCCGUGCGUUCUUGCAGUGCCUCCAGGAUGCCGGAUACCGGGUCAGUGCCAAGAAAGCCCACAUAGCGCGGACUGAGGUAACGUUUCUGGGGUACCGCCUCAAGGGGGGCUUCCGGUGGCUCACACCAGCAAUGACCCAAUCUAUUCUGGCAAUCCCAACCCCCUCCUCUCCAAGGAAAGUCCAGGAAUUCCUCGGCACGGUAGGAUAUUGCCGCCUAUGGGUUCCCGACUUUGCCACCAUAGCGAACCCCCUCUACCAGGCUGCUAGGGAAUCCAGAGAAUGGACCUGGACACCAGAAAUGGACUCCGCCUUUCGGAAGCUCCGAACGGCCAUGCUGAAGGCACCAGCCUUAGCCUUACCCGACCCUGAGAAGCCCUUCCUCCUCUUUGUGGAUGAAAGGCAAGGGGUGGCCAAGGGAGUCCUCACCCAGAGGCUAGGACCAUGGGACAGGCCGGUCGCUUACUUGUCCAAAAAGAUGGACCCGGUUGCGUCAGGGUGGCCAGCGUGCCUCCGCAUAAUUGCGGCAGUUGCCUUACUGGUCAAAGACGCAGACAAGCUGACCCACGGCCAGGCACUGACGGUAGCCACGACCCACGCCAUAGAAACGGUCCUACGACAGCCUCCGGUCAGAUGGCUCUCCCAUUCCAGACUCACCCAUUACCAGGCCCUGCUUCUCAAUGAACCCCAAAUCACCUUCAAGGUUACAACAGCCUUAAACCCAGCCACCCUGCUACCCUCGGGGGAGCAACUAAGCCUCCACUCCUGUCAGGAGAUACUGGUGGAGGCAAUCUCGGCCAGGCCAGACCUCAAGGAUACACCAUUACCCAACCCAGAACUUGUUUAUUUUACUGAUGGGAGCAGCUUCAUCACUCCCUCCGGGGCCAGGGUAGCAGGGGCAGCAGUAGUCAAUGAUGAAGGAAUCGUUGUUUGGGCGGCCAAGCUCCCGGAAGGGACGUCAGCUCAGCGGGCCGAACUUCUCGCCUUAGAAGCGGCCCUACGAGCGGCAAGAGGGAAACGUGUAAACAUUUACACAGACAGCCGCUAUGCAUUUGCCACCUUGCACGUUCAUGCCCCCAUUUACCGCGAGAGGGGAUACGUAACAUCCACCGGGAAACCGAUAGCACACCUACAUAACAUCCAGGAACUGUUAGGGGCUGUGUGGGAACCCCGCCAGGUCUCCGUUAUACACACACCAGGCCAUCAGAAGGGGGACUCCCACCCGGCGCUGGGAAAUAGAUGGGCGGAUGAAGCCGCCAGGAAGGCAGCAAUCCAAGCCCCAAUGCCCUCAGUCCUCACCCUAACCGCAUCCCUUGAUGACCUCCCGGUCCCGACCCCUCCCUCAGAACCGGCCCCGUACUCAGAGGAAGACCGGAUAUGGGUAGGGAAACAAGAGGGAGCAGCUCCAAGGGACCACGAGACAUACUCCCGAGACAGGGAGGGCAACCUCCUCCUGCCCCACUCGGCAGGCUGCCUGUUGGCUACCCACCUCCACUGCCUCACCCACUUAGGACACCGCAACCUCCGGGAGCUUCUGCGCAAGGGGCGGAUAAGGUUCCGCGGAAUGGACUCCUUCCUUGAGGAACUUGCCCGCAAUUGUACCACCUGCCAGCUUGUACAGCCUGGGAAACCGACCCCAGCCCCAGGAACCCGCCUGCGAGGAACGCGACCCUGCGAGCACUGGGAGCUCGACUUUACAGAGGUAAAACCAGGAAAAUUCGGGUACCGGUACCUCCUCGUCAUGAUCGACACCUUCACAGGGUGGCCGGAAGCCUUCCCUACAAAAACUGAAACCGCCCAGGUAGUGGCCAAACACUUCUUAGAAGACAUCAUCCCCAGGUAUGGGUUACCCGCUUCCCUAGGAUCGGACAACGGUCCGGCCUUUGUUAGCCGAACCAUUCAGCUUUUGGCGAAAGGCUUGGGGGUAAAUUGGAAAUUGCAUUGCGAGUAUAGACCCCAAAGUUCAGGGCAAGUGGAGAGAAUGAAUCGGACCCUAAAAGAGUUUCUUACUAAACUCACUUGGGAGACUGGCCGGGACUGGGUGACCCUCCUUCCCUUGGCCCUUUUUAAAACCCGUAAUACACCAGGCCCCCUAUCCCUCACCCCUUACGAAAUCCUUUAUGGCUCCCUACCCCCGAUACUCCCCUCCACACCGUCCCCCGAGAAGACACCUCCCCACCUUCGAGAUUUUAUUCUCUCCCUGUCUCAGAUACAUCAGGACCUGUGGCCACGUCUUCGCGCCAGGUUCCAGCCACCCCCUGCUGAGCCACACAACCUCCAGCCAGGCGACUGGGUGCUGGUCAAGAGACAUCGGAAGGAAACUCUCCAACCCAGGUGGAAAGGACCGUAUGUGAUCUUGCUGACUACCCCCUCAGCUAUCAAGGUGGACGGGAUAGGCCCCUGGAUCCACCACUCGCACGCUCGACCCACCGCAGCACCUAACCCGGAGUGGCAAGCCAAGAUCCACCCCCACAACCCUCUGAAGCUGACGCUUAGCCGAAUCUAA
Messenger RNA from Monodelphis domestica (gray short-tailed opossum), 5370 nucleotides. NCBI's taxonomy places the organism in Eukaryota, Metazoa, Chordata, Mammalia, Didelphimorphia, Didelphidae. The record is from RefSeq and is a predicted model, not a curated record.